This is a messenger RNA of Aspergillus brunneoviolaceus CBS 621.78, 2482 nucleotides long. Its product is annotated as putative forkhead transcription factor Fkh1/2. Gene Ontology annotation, biological process: regulation of transcription by RNA polymerase II. Lineage: Eukaryota; Fungi; Ascomycota; Eurotiomycetes; Eurotiales; Aspergillaceae. Gene Ontology annotation, molecular function: DNA-binding transcription factor activity, RNA polymerase II-specific; protein binding; RNA polymerase II cis-regulatory region sequence-specific DNA binding. The transcript is spliced from 4 exons. The coding region runs from base 366 to 2465 and encodes 699 amino acids. The record is from RefSeq and is a predicted model, not a curated record.
GUCUCGUUCGUGCGCGGUGGCAAACCGUACCCUUGGGUCAACAACCCUGGACCUGCCAUCCCGGUUUCCAUUCGUCCUACUCCGUACUGUUCUCAUUUUCGGUGGUUCGUCACGGGUGUUCUCACUCUUCAACGUCUGCGAUUUUCUCUUCCCUAAUCUCGUAUUGUUGCCCCGGCCACUUGCGACCCUUCUCCACCACGACCACAACUGAUUACACUACCACCGACGAUAACAUCAACUCAUCUCGCUCCGCAACGCUUCCCACGAUAACUUCUCCGAGCCCCUCCAUCAGCAACAACAACAACCACCACCGCAACCGAUCGCCUGCCUGCGCCGCUUUUCAUCGCUCCGUCUGUUUUUGCACCAUGCCUCUAUCGAACCGCCGCCGCGCGCGGCGCAAGGAGAUUCAGUUACAAGAGACAUCCGACGCAGAGGCCCCGGAUUCAUCGCCGACGCGACCGUCAAAUAAGAAGCGCAAGGUCGAACAUUCUCGAGUAUCCCCACAAACGCGCCCGAUCAAGCCCGAGUCCGCCGACGAAGCCGACGAUGACCAGGACCUGUCGGAGAAUCAAGACCUCGUUGACCUGGUAAUCUCAUAUCUCGAGGCUGCACGCGAAGAGGUUCGAGUUCAUCGCGACUAUUCCAAUACGAAGACGGAGGCAGAGCAGAGCAUUCGCGCCUACGCCAAAAUUGCCGGUCGCAAUUGGACUUACUAUGUAAAGACCCUCCAUGUCAACAUCGGUCGCGAACCCGACCGCGAGCAGAAGCUAGAUGAGCAGUCGAGUCCGGUCACGAUUGCCGCGCGCGCUCUUCCGGAGGUGAAUGUCGAUCUGGGCCCCAGCAAGUUCGUCUCGCGCUUGCACGCGGAGAUUUUCUACGAUGGUGAGGACACGGGCUCAUGGCACAUCCGUGUCAACGGUCGCAACGGGGUGCGCCUCAACAGCGUCAUCCUCAAGCGCGGAACCGACGCCGUUCUCUCUUGCGGCGAUAUCAUCGAGAUUGCCAACACCCAGAUGAUGUUCGUCACCCCGGGCGACAAGGCGACCAUCCACCCCAGCUUCGUUGAUCGAGCGCAGCGACUGGCGAACGGCGAGGAAGAGCCUGCCACCUGGGAUGCCAGUCAACACGCCCAUCCUCAUGCUUCUCACUCAUCGACCAACACCGCUGGGACUACCGCGCCCGCUCCGCCAUCAUUGGCACCCGCACCGCACUUCCUCAAGCGCCAAGUGACCCCUCCUCCACGGUCGCCCGACACAGUGGGGGCCCGUACUGCCAAGCAGUCCCCUUUGUAUAACCGCGGUAUGAUGAUGGAGAGCACGGAAGAGAUUGAUUAUAGCAAAGACUCGGCCAAGGACCUCAAGCCGCCGUACAGCUACGCGAAUCUGAUCGCCCAGGCCAUCUUCUCCAGUGAGGAGGAGAAGCUUACCCUUAACAAUAUUUACAACUGGAUCAUGGACAAGUACGCUUUUUAUCGGCAUUCUCAGAGCGGUUGGCAGAACUCGAUCCGUCAUAAUUUGUCGCUGAACAAGGCGUUCCAGAAGGUGCCGCGACGCACAGACGAGCCGGGCAAGGGAAUGAAGUGGCAGAUUGCACCCGAGCACCGCGAGGAGUAUUGGAAGAAGCAGCUGCGGAAGGGCACGCAAUCGUCGGCUCCAUCAUCACCUGCAACCAAAGUACCCGAUCGCCGGGGCUCCACAAACGGCAUGGAGGCCGUAUUUAACAGCAAAAAGUCCCCACCAGUAUCGUCCCCCGGUUUCAGUUCAUUCCCAGUGGCUCCAGUCGAGGCGUACACUCCCGAACGAGGAUCUCGUGCCAGCCGCAAUGGAGCAGCGGAGCACAAUUUACGCCCACCCAACACACGUGACUAUGAAGAGCCUUCGCCGCUCCCAACCCGGUCAGCGACGAAGAACGCGGGUAGCAAUGGGACCAGUCUCAGUCGAACAUAUGGGUUGUCGGACGCGGCCGUGGGAUCACCUCCAGUACUGUCAUCGUCGUACUAUGAUGACGGUCCAUCGUCAAUGAUUACACCCGCCCCACAGCGGCAACAGCCGCGCCUGCCCCCUCCGAGCACGGCGCAAAUACCAUCCAAAUUCAUGCCAAUGAGCUCACCGGCGCAGUUCUGGAAAUUCGCGGAUAUUGGCAGCACGCCGGCGCGACCGGUACCUGACAUGAGUCCGCUCAAGGGAGACCCCGGGGAUGUCCUAGGCAGUAUCCCGAGCAGCAGUCCGCCACCCCCCAACCUCGCAAGUCCUAGUAAACCAGGAACAACAGGUAUGGCUACCGGUCGUGUGUUGCCGCCACCACGGCGAGAGCCUGAGCCACAGGGUGGUCGUCGUCCUGCCCCUGGAGCGGGAGAAGAGGAGGAGGACGAGAGCGGGUUUGAUUUGGCGAGAGGCUUCCAAACGAUCGGAUCAUAUCAUCGCCAGCUGAGUAAUGCGGCGCGUACAAGUGCAGCGACGUCGUGAGGAGGAAUGGCUUGUUU